Mucor velutinosus is the source of this 624-nucleotide messenger RNA. RefSeq lists its product as uncharacterized. Bases 1 to 624 code for a protein of 207 amino acids. Gene Ontology annotation, cellular component: TRAPPIII protein complex; TRAPPI protein complex; TRAPPII protein complex. Gene Ontology annotation, biological process: endoplasmic reticulum to Golgi vesicle-mediated transport. The record is from RefSeq and is a predicted model, not a curated record. The transcript is spliced from 5 exons. NCBI's taxonomy places the organism in Eukaryota, Fungi, Mucoromycota, Mucoromycetes, Mucorales, Mucoraceae.
AUGAGUGAUCUACCACCAAGACCAUCCAUGCAGUCAUCUGUUUACAGCGAGCAACGCAUCACUCGUGCCAAGAGUAUCCUCGAAAAGAAUCUCAACAAGAGUAAAGGCGCCGAAGUGAGUUUAAGUGCGCAAACAUUCCUGUUCUCAGAAAUGCUGCAGUAUGCUCAGAAACGAGUCAAUGGUAUUCAAGAUCUAGAGAGAAAAUUGAAUGAAUUUGGAUAUCGUGUUGGGUCUCGUGUACUGGAACUGCUGGCUUGGAGAGAAAAGAGCGCCAAGAGAGAGAUCAAGGUGAUCCAUGUUUUGUACUUUAUUCAUAGCACAGUGUGGAAGGCAUUAUUUGGAAAGCAGGCAGAUUCGCUGGAAAAAAGCACAGAGAACGAAGACGAAUAUAUGAUUUCUGAUAAUGAGCCAGUGCUUACACGAUAUAUAUCCGUGCCAAAGGAACUCUCACAGCUCAAUUGCAAUGCAUUUGUGGCUGGCAUUGUGGAAGCAGUGUUGGACGGGUGUCAAUUCCCUGCUCGUGUCACUGCUCACACAGUGCCUCAAGAUGGAUUUCCUCAACGCACAACAAUUUUGAUUAAAUUAGACCAAGAGGUGCUGGAGAGAGAAGAGCUGUUAAAAUAA